Molecule: messenger RNA, 825 nt
Organism: Prorocentrum cordatum
Lineage: Eukaryota; Dinophyceae; Prorocentrales; Prorocentraceae
Source: the annotation of a GenBank genome assembly
GCGAGACCACCCUGGAGGCCGCGGGCGUCGCCGAGAUCGGGGGCGGGGCAGCUGAUUCUCGUGGUGUCUCCUCUCAUUCGCGUCCUGACCACCUCCGCCGACUGCACGGCGAAGAUCUGGAGCGUCACGACGGGCGAGUGCGACUGCCUGUGCACCCUGGAGGGCCAUGGGCUUCGGAUCAACUCCGGGGAGUUCUCUGCAGACGGUCUUUUGGUAGCCACGGCCUCGAGUGACAGCACAGCGAAGGUUUGGGACACCGCCACGGGCGUGUGCCUGCGCACGCUUGAAGGCCAUAGCCUUUGCGUCAACUCCGCGGCGUUCUCCUCAGAUGGCCAGGCUGUGGUCACGGCCUCUGAGGACUUCACUGCGAAGAUCUGGGCUACCGCCUCGGGAGAGCUUUCGUGCUCGCUCGAGGGCAACGCUUGCCCUGUUCACUCCGCUCUCUUCUUGCACGACAGCCAGAGUGUAGUCACAGUUGCCGGCAGCCUGAGGGGUGCAGUGAAGAUCUGGAGCUCUGUCUCGGGCGAGUGUCUCCACACCCUGGAGGGCCACGAGCACAUCGUAAAGUCUGCCGCGACCUCGUCGGACGGCGAUUCCGUGAUCACAGCAUCUGGCGACUGCACCGCCAAGGUGUGGAGCGCCUCUUCAGGCGUGUGCCUGCACACGCUGGAGGUGCACGGGCUCGCCGUCACGUCGGCGGCAUUCUCCCUGGACGGCCUCGCGGCCGCCACGGCUUCCGUAGACUGCACGGCGAAGACCUGGAGCACAGUGUCUGGCAGUUUGGUGCAUUCUCUGGAGGCCAUGGGCUCAGCGUCAAUUCAGUAG